AUGACCAGCUCAUCUACAGAUACAGCUGAUCUUUUGCCGGGCAACCGGGGCCGGUACGAGCAGAGUAAGCUAUCGCCCAGGAGCACGUCAUCAACCGUAAACUCGCCAGUUACCAGUUUGAAUCUCGACGCAUUCCGCAACGAAGAGCAUCUACUGCCCUUUGAUGGGGGUGAGGAAGUGUUUGGCGAGUUCAAGAAGCGCAAGGAACACAAGGUCACCGAGGAAGAUUCGAAUAUGAGCGAAGACGAGUUUCUAGCCAAAAACACAGUGGGUUGGAACCAUGGUUACAGAUUGCCCUUUUCGCUUAUUAGGUAUUUGCAGUUGCAGGAAAAGUCCACCAAGAUUGAGUUGGACACCAACAACAAGGAUCUCCAGUACUUGUUCAACCCCAAGUUCCAUUUGGACGUUAUCGAGCAUGCCACUCAAGGACGUAAAGACUCCGAUGUGUCCUUUUUUGAAGCUGCUGAUGAGCAGGCUAAUCCGACACAGGGACUAUUGAUGGCCGCAAAUGUCCCCAUAAGUGCCUUCUCCGGCUACUUGUCCAUCCCCAAGAUCUCCCUCAACAUCCCCAACAAGUUUAGCAAGGAUAAGCGGCAGUUGAAGAUCAUGUCGGAUGUGCCCAAGAUUUGCUAUCAGACGUCGUUUGCAGUUGGAGAAAACACCUUUGUCUUUGGUGGGCUUUACGUUUCCAGGUUUACCAACUUUGACCAUUUGGGCCUACCGCUUAGUGUUGACGUUGACAAAAUCUCGGUCCAUUUUCCCUACGAGACGCCGCCGUUUCUCGACCGCAAGAUCUUGACCAGCCCCUUUUUGAUGCAGCACAAGGAAUUUUUCCAGUUCAACUCGACAAAGGGAACGGUCACUGAUUUGGACACCUCAAACACUGAGAAUUUCCCCGGGCAUUUGUGUGCCAUGGUUGCCACACGUAUCGCCCCCAGGCACUUUUUCUUUUAUGGUGGAUUUGAAAUCAAAAUCGACAGCGUCAAGCAUGAUAUUAGCACCGGGAGGUGGAUUGUUGAAAAGAGGAUGGUGUUGAAUGAGGACGGGUACAUUGUCAACACCAUCAAUUUCAAAUUCGUCAAGGUUAAGUUGAAACUGAACAACCCCACCAUAACUUUAGGUCGCAUCGGAUCAGGGAUUUGCUCGAAUCUUUACGACCCGUUGCUGAAAUACCAAACUGGUGCCAUGUUUGAGUCGAAACUGAACCCAACCGCGGCAGCAUAUGAGCCACGCACGUCGCUGCCUCCAAUCUUUGCAGAUACGGCCACAAAGUCGAGCCAGGUGCUGAAUGAACCGGGUUUCGGGAUCACAUCUUCAAUAUCGCGCCAUUUGGGCAAAAACUCCAAGGACUCGUCUUUUUCAAGCAGUGGCAAAGGCAGUGAGCAGACUUCAGAGAAUAGCCAAGCGCGUUCUUCCUCGCCAAAGGAGUACAGAUCCGAUGAGCACACGCCGGUGAAGAUGCAACCGAGCAGGCAGACAAGCUUGCAAACGGUGCUAACUGCGACUUCCCUCGAGUCGCCGCUCUCUGAGUCGCCUGUUAGCAAGUCCAGCAGCGGUGGCUCCAAGUCGUCGCCUUCCAACUAUUCAAAGAUGGACAAGAUCAAAAAGAAGUUUCAACGAACCAAUCUCAAAAACACUUAUUCCCACAGUGUUCGAAGACACAGGUCCAAUUCCCAUCACAGUAUUAAUAGUAAUCAAAACCAAAAUACAAAUCAAAGUCAUAAUAAUAAUAACAAUAAUAAACACAAUACUACUACUACAACUAAUAAUAAUAAUAAUAAUAAUAAUAACAAUAAUAAUAAUAACGAUAACCAUUCUGGUGGAAGCAGCAGGGCUGAAUCACCCGUGCAUGGCGCAAGUACAAACUCAAGCAUGAAUGCAACUCCAACCACAUCGAAUGCCGGAGCCACUACGGCCGGCUCAGUGGCAAGAGCAAUCUUGAGCAGAAACCCUAUGUCAACUAACCCGUUGCCAGCUGUCAAGGCUAGCAUCCCUUUUGCACCCAAACCCAUUUUGCCAAAGCUUCAUGUCAACACCGGUGGCAUCCAUGCGCCUUUGGUGCAUACAGAGUCGAGCAGUUCAGACCGGUCGUCGCGCACUCCGCACAGCCGCGAAUCGCCUAGCCGUCGAAGCAUGACUCCGCCCGAACACCGCAGAGUGGAAUCGGAAAAUGGUAAGAACUCGGGUGACGCGCGCGACCAUUACGAGGAUGUGAUUUCUCACUCAAGUGUGAUUGACGAUGAGGGGGGAGAUGGAGGAAGAGGAGGAGGAGAUGAGCAAGAAAGAGGAGAAAGAGGAGGAGGAGGAGGAGACGAACACGAGAGAGGAAGAGAAGCCGCGGAAGAACAACAAGAAGAAGAAGAAGAAAAAGGGAUGGAGAGGGAAGAGGAGGAGGACAUAUUUUACGAGGCUGAACCAAAACAUACCUCAGUGAACCGAUUGUUCAACGAUGCAGUCACCAACCUGUCAGUUUUCGUAUUUGGAGGAUUCAUCAUGGGCGAGCCAACUGUGGUCGACGGCGUCACCAUGCAGAAAUUCGUGGCCACCAACGAUCUCUUCAAGAUUGAUCUUUCCACAAACGACGAAGCAGCCAAAGCAAUGGGCUCCGCUUGCUUUUUGAACAAAGCAUUGGUGACGAGAGUGGGACCCGACCCGGAGUCCUGUGACAUUGUCUUGGAUGAAGAUGAAAGCUGGCCCAGCCCUCGAGGCUAUUUUGCCUAUUGCAUGGUUGACUAUUCGGAAGAGGUGGAUGAGAAGUGCACUUUGGACGUGAGCGAGUCCCGGGACCCGUGGCGGGCACACCUGAUCAGACGCCAGACUUCCCCCGGCAUAAGUGAAAGUUCAAGCAGCUCAUUCACUGUCGGUGCCAACAUCGGGAGCCGCAUGAGUUCGACAUCGGCACGCAACUCUGUGAGCGUCUCGGAUGAGCGGUCGCUUGGGCCUUCUCAAGUGCAGAGCUACUUCACCAAGAGGACUCUCAUCGUUCAGGGAGGCUGCGCCGAGGAUGAUCAGUUCUUUGGCGAUUUCUACCGGUUUGUCUUUGACACGUGCAAAUGGGAAAAAGUCUCGACUUAUGCCUAUGACUAUUUCGAUCGUGCUUUAGAACCGGGCGAAGACGACGAUUCUGAUAUGUACUUGAAGGAAAACGAAGUUGCCCAUCCCGAGUUGAAGGAGGCUGAACUACGCUGCUGCCACCACACGUGCCUCUAUUACCAAAACGAAGAACGCGACUAUUUGUUCUUUGUGGGCGGGAUCAAGAAUAGCUACUUGAGGUACUUUGACCGCCAAGAGUACCAGUCGUCCAAGUUUGAUGUGUCUCGAAUCAGCGGCUUGCCGUUAUCGACGACAAACGCCAACUUGAUGCGUAUCGCCGUGCUCAACAUCCGCACUCAAACGUGGAGAUUUUCCAGAUACUACUUCGACAUCAACAAUGCCAUCAGUUCUUCUUAUAUCGAGCGAUUAGCUGAUCGUGAAGCGUACUUGAACACGCGAAUCUCCCAUUUUGCCGGCACCACGACCUUGAAUGGCAAGACGAUCACCAUGGCUCAGGGCUUGGUGAUUUUGACUCCCGAAAAGAAAAAGUACAUGCAGGAGAUAAAAGACGACAUACCCAUUGAAGAAAUGUUUUGGGGAGGUCACAUCCAGUUAACUUUUGCUGGUCUAUAG
Messenger RNA from Lodderomyces beijingensis, 3666 nucleotides. Lineage: Eukaryota; Fungi; Ascomycota; Pichiomycetes; Serinales; Debaryomycetaceae. The record is from the annotation of a GenBank genome assembly.